Messenger RNA from Drosophila ananassae, 1352 nucleotides. Its product is annotated as trehalose-phosphate phosphatase. The transcript has 3 exons. The record is from RefSeq and is a predicted model, not a curated record. Gene Ontology annotation, biological process: trehalose biosynthetic process. The coding region runs from base 385 to 1206 and encodes 273 amino acids. Lineage: Eukaryota; Metazoa; Arthropoda; Insecta; Diptera; Drosophilidae. Gene Ontology annotation, molecular function: trehalose-phosphatase activity.
GCCCGGGAAGCAACAACUCAAAUCGUCUCCGAAAUCCAUCAGGGAUAGGUGUCUUCCGAUCCGCAGAGAUACUAAGGUUACUAACUGAUAAUUAACCCAAAAGAGCGGGAGAGUCUUGAGAAGAGACUACCCUUAGAGCUAGAUUUCUUAUCACGAGGCUGAUUGUGUCUCUCUAUCUGGGAAACUAUUGCCUUAAAAGCCAGUCGCACUCACAAAAUCUCGCCCAGUUUCAACCGAGACUCUGAAACAUCAGCACGUUGAUAAUAAGACGAAACAAUAAUCUUCAAAACCAAAUACGGAACUAAUCUCCUUCCAGUGAAAGGCCUCGUAAUCGUAUUGAUUUUCCUUCUCGAUCCAACAAGAAGUUAUCAGGAAACUGUGAAAAUGCCGGAACAGCAUGUUGCACCUGUGAUUGCCAACCUGGAGGACUUCGAGCGGAGGCUACCAGGUUACUUGAAUGGCAACUCCAAGUUGGCUGUUCUCUUGGACUACGAUGGAACACUAGCUCCCAUUGCCGACAAUCCCGCUAAGACCAAAAUGCCCGUGGAACUGGAGGCCAUUCUCCACAAGAUAGCCCAGCAUCCUGAGAUCUUCCUGGCCGUCAUCUCGGGACGUGGUCUCAAGGAUGUCCAGAAACAAGUCAACAUCAAUGGCAUUACGUAUGCCGGCAAUCAUGGCUUGGAAAUCGAGUACCCAGAUGGAUCACGACACGACUACGAGCUGCCCGCUGAAAUCAAAAAGAACUACACCAACAUGGUCAGGGAGCUGAAGGACAAGGUGGAGAAGAAUGGCGCCUGGGUGGAGGACAAGAGGGUGUCGCUCACCUAUCACUACAGGGACACCCCCGUGGAGCUGAAGGAUGAGCAGAAGAACCUGGCUUCGGAGAUCUGCCGGAAGUAUGGCUUCCGACCGAAUCAGGCCCAUGAAGCCAUUGAGGCCAAGCCGCCAGUGAACUGGAACAAGGGAGAGGCUGCUCUCUAUAUCCUUAAACAGAAAUUCGGCGACAAUUGGCCAAAGACAGUGAGUGUGGUGUUUGCUGGAGAUGAUACCACCGAUGAGGAUGCCAUGAGGGUCCUUCGUGGCUUGGGUAGGUCCUUCAGAAUAGCUGAAAAUGAAAAAAUCCAAACCUUUGCCGAUUUUCGAUUGCCAAGGCAGGCUGUGAUGACUGAUCUACUGAAGUGGAUUGCCGAGGUUUAUGUUUCCUAGAUUUUAUAGAAUAUUUUUAAAUAAUUCAUACAAGUUUCUGAUUUUUAUUAUUGUAAUUAUAACUAAGCUGUUAACUCAAUUUUCUAUUUAAGAUAAGCAUCACAACACAAAAAGGCCUAAAAUAAAAUGAAGCUUUUGAAAAAUGA